This is a messenger RNA of Cryphonectria parasitica EP155, 993 nucleotides long. Its product is annotated as putative dioxygenase. The transcript has 5 exons. The record is from RefSeq and is a predicted model, not a curated record. Gene Ontology annotation, molecular function: ferric iron binding; oxidoreductase activity, acting on single donors with incorporation of molecular oxygen, incorporation of two atoms of oxygen. Lineage: Eukaryota; Fungi; Ascomycota; Sordariomycetes; Diaporthales; Cryphonectriaceae. Bases 1 to 993 code for a protein of 330 amino acids.
AUGAGAGCUCGCGACCUCUAUUUGAGGGACCAGGCUCAUCUUCGCAAGCGAUGUGGCUCUCACCUCCAGGCUCGCGGCCACGAGACGCGGGCCUCUGAGCGUCGCAAGGCCCUCGUUGACAAGCUCCGAGCGGAGCGCGGUAUCCACGCCGACACCCCUUACUAUGGGAAGCGCAGCCUCGUUUCGGUUCUUGCCACGGAUCAUAACGAGACGCUUGUGGACCCCGACGUCGAUCUCAGCACUUCCCAAGAUGCCGUGUUCGGGGACAACACUUCUUGUCUCCUCUGGCCUUCCAUCGAGCCACUGGCUGAAGGACCUUACUACGUCCGUGAUGAGUUGAUUCGCCAGAAUGGCAUCGAGGGUCUCCCCGGCAUCAAUAUGACACUUGAUGUCCAGAUCAUCGACACCAGCACUUGUGAGCCGGUUGCGAACCAGUACACGGAAUUCUGGCAAGCCAACGCGACCGGCGUGUACAGCGGGACUGACAACACCGACAACGGUGACGGCACCGACCCCAGCAUCCUGAACACCACCUUCUCCCGCGCUAUCUGGCCGACGGAUGAUGAGGGUGUCGUCCAAGUUGACCUGCUGUUCCCGGGCCACUACGCCCCCCGUGCUACCCACACGCACAUCAUCGUUCACCAGAACACCACCGUCCUGGCCAACGGCACUCUCGAGUGGGGCGCCGGAACUUUGGACUACGUUGGUCAGAUCUUUUAUGACCAGGAUUUGAUCGAUGAGGCUGAUACCGUCUAUCCUUACACCGAGAACCCGAACGUGAUCAAGCCCAACAGUGAGGACAUGGUGAUUUCGACUCUUGCUGCUGACGUUGACCCCGUGGCGUGGUACGUGUACCUCGGCGACUCCCUGGCCGAUGGUAUUGUCGCGUGGGUCACCAUUGGUAUUGACACCAGCGCGGUCUACGAUGUGGAGUAUGCUGCCACUUGGACCGCCGAUGGUGGUGUCGAGAACCCAGAUGCGCCUCAGCCUUAA